ACACAUUCCUCUCCUAAGCCUUGUCUCCUUAGGAAAACAUACUGAAAUUUAGGCUUAUUCUUGUCUGGAGAGGUGUUUGGCGAAUGGUGUGCCUGAACAUAAAUCCUUGCACAGCCUCAGCUGGAAAUAGAGCUUGGAUCUGCCAAUUCCCCAUCAAAUUCCCAUCACUGCCGCUGGGGGUGGGAGCAGAGCCCUAACACAUGUUUGUGAAUGUGAAAAGCUGGAAAAACAUUGACAGCUAGAGUUGAAAUAGUCCAGGGGGAGAGUCAGCAGUCCUAUCUGGGACUGUGCACACGGCGAGGAGAGCAUGUCACAGCCCAGCUCUUCUCCACCCCAACUCCACAGAUUUAGAACCAUCCUCAAAAAUAGCCAGGGAACAACACAUAAUUGGUUUCACAGACAACACACUCUCAUGCUGUGAUUUAUUUCGUAAUGUCUAGUGAGUGUCAUCACGCUGCACUCAGAGCCUGGGUGCUGGCAUUCAGAGAGGGCACAGAGAAUGAAAAUUACCAGCUUCCCUGAUGAAUCACUGCCUUGAAAACUCACCCUUGUGAGAAACCUGUGACUAUUUAGAAAAAAAAAAAAAAAAUUAUGUUACAAGCACAUCUAUCACUCAUAUAAUUAUCCCUUUCUAGGUUUGAUGUGGACAGGGCAGCAUUCCUUAAAGCAUCAUAAACCGGCCAGGACCAAUAAUGGCUUUAGAAACCAAGUGGAGAAGUUCUCACAAUUAAGGUGGGGAAUGAGGACAGCUAUGGACAGGCACAUAAAUACACAGAAAGGCAGCUCUGAGUGCACACUGUGGGCUCUGGGACUGAGACAACACCUCCUGCUCCGACCUUGGCUUGGACUAAAGGGCUCCCUGCAGCAUGAGGGCUACAGGUGCCCUAGUGCUUCUCAGCCUGCUGCUGCUCUCUUUCUUCUCGGUUCCAGAUGUAGCAGGUCAAGAGAUUGAAGAGAUUUGUAGAGAGUUCGUAAACAGAAGCGUGUACUGCACGAGGGAGUCCAACCCCCACUGCGGCACGGAUGGCGUCACGUAUGGGAACAAGUGUGCCUUCUGCAAGGCAGUGCUGAGAAGUGGAGGGAAAAUAAGAUUGAAGAACCUGGGGAAGUGCUGAGUCCUCCCUGGACGGAGCAGCAGGAGCUGAGCCACCGCCGGCCACGGACACGGGAGCAGCCUGUCCCCCCUCUGCUGCCCCUGCUCAAUAAAAUAAAGCUCAGCACCAUUCCUUGGCUGGAUUCUUUUUUCCAUAAGACCCAGAAAAACGCUUUGAUCCAGCCGUGCUGGAGCCUGAUGCCUGGCUUUGCUCUCCUGUGCUGUUGCAUCACCCUCCUCCAGGGAGGAAAGGCGAUUCCCACGGCUCCCA
Messenger RNA from Prinia subflava (tawny-flanked prinia), 1364 nucleotides. Its product is annotated as serine protease inhibitor Kazal-type 6-like. The transcript has 4 exons. Lineage: Eukaryota; Metazoa; Chordata; Aves; Passeriformes; Cisticolidae. Gene Ontology annotation, molecular function: protein binding. Bases 867 to 1115 code for a protein of 82 amino acids. The record is from RefSeq and is a predicted model, not a curated record.